Trichoderma breve is the source of this 2301-nucleotide messenger RNA. RefSeq names its product fungal specific transcription factor domain-containing protein. Lineage: Eukaryota; Fungi; Ascomycota; Sordariomycetes; Hypocreales; Hypocreaceae. The record is from RefSeq and is a predicted model, not a curated record. The transcript has 6 exons. Gene Ontology annotation, biological process: positive regulation of transcription from RNA polymerase II promoter by galactose; DNA-templated transcription. Gene Ontology annotation, cellular component: nucleus. The coding region runs from base 1 to 2301 and encodes 766 amino acids. Gene Ontology annotation, molecular function: DNA-binding transcription factor activity, RNA polymerase II-specific; RNA polymerase II cis-regulatory region sequence-specific DNA binding; zinc ion binding.
AUGAUAUCACACCACAACAGGCGAAGACGCGUAGCUCUCGCCUGCGACAGCUGUAGGGAGCGUAAAGUUCGAUGUGAUGGGGCGAAGCCUGUUUGCGGGACGUGUCGGGCGAGAAACCGACAAUCUCUAUGUGUUUACCAGUUGCUCGGCGACAAUGGGAAAGCAGGGAGCGAACGAGAAUAUGUUCAGUCACUACUCGCACGAAUCAACCUUUUAGAACAACAGGUCCGGCAAAAAGGCGAUGACUGCCGUAGGAGUUCACCAGAUUCCGUGCCUCCUACAGCUACAGAGAGUCGCGGCGUUUCAUCAUCCGUGCCUCUCUCUUCUACCAGUGACACACUGCCUCGCCAUAGAGAGAACCCCUUAACUUUCAAGGCGUCGCCUACAACUAUACCCUCGCAACACGAUGCCAGCCCAGUCAAUGCAAUGGGCGCCGCUGUGCCGGCGACAAUGGUGAAUGAUUCGCUCAACGUAAACAGGCAGUACUAUGGACAGUCUUCGAUCGUUUCACUCCUACGGCAGGCUAGCCGUAAUAGAACACGGACAGAGAACAAUGAAUAUGUUGAGACGCAGCAAGCAAGAGAAGCUCGCCACGUACCUGCUGCUACCACCGCGAAAUCGGCAUCGAUUGGGCUGCUCCAUGACCAAUUUUGCCUCCCACCUAGACGAGUGACAGAUGGCCUUCUCGAGGUUUACCGGAAGGAAGCGCACAUAUUUCAUCCCUGGGUACAUUUUGACAGUUUCAUGGCUCUCUAUCGCUCGAUCUGGUCUGGGGAUGACUUAGAGGAAGUGUCCAAUUUGCCAGACAUUGGACUCGGCGGCAGCAAUUGUCCGACAACCGUAUUCUAUUGCGCAUUGAAUGCCAUGCUAGCCGAAGCGUGUCAAUUCUCUGACAUACCGCCACAAGACAAGAGAUCCAACUCGACGAUGUUUUACGAACGAGCACGAGCGCUCUUACAAGUCGACUUGCUCGAUAGUGGCAGCUUGUCCCACAUACAGACGCUAUUACUUGUGGCACAGUACUUGCAAUCUACCGAAUUGGCGACCCAAUGUUGGAAUUUGGUGGGCAUGGCGUAUCGCAUGUCUGUGGCCAUCGGUUUGCAUCACGACGAAAUGUCUGCCGGCUUGAGCUCGCUGGAGAGGGAGAUGCGGAGACGAACGUGGCAUGCCUGUCUCCAAAUGGAAUUGAUCAUGAGUAUGACCAUGGGUCGCCCGGUUCAGUUGGGAAUCGAGCACAACGUUCCGCUGCCUCUGGCAAUUGACGAUGAGUACCUGUCUCCUACUCGGUGUGACUGUCGUCAACCUGAUAGUAUUGUCUCUCGUAAUCAGUACCUAGUGGAGAGCUUGAAAUUAGUACAAGUUCUCAGCCAAGUUCUCUCCACCAUGUACAAUGCGACGAGGGAUGAGGAACAAAAGGUUUCUAGUGGUGUCCCAAUCAGUACGAUGCGGGCCAAGCUCAUGGAUAUGCUACAAAUUGAAGCCUCAUUGGAUAACUUCGAGUCAUCUCUACACCCGAGUCUCAAAUGGGACGUAUAUUGCUCGAGCAUGGCAGCAAAUGAUGUAUUUGUACGUCAAUCCAAUGUGCUCCAUGCAAGAAUCUUACAUCUUAAAUUACUGCUUCAUCGUCCAGCGUUGAGUCUCUACUGCUCUCCCAAGGGUAACAGCGACCCGCCAUCGGAAAUAACAUCUGGCCUAAAUCGGUUCCCAAACCCUUAUCCGGCUGAUUCUGCGGUAGCUUGUGUCAAAGCGGCCUGUGGGUUGAUUGACGUGAUAGGUCGAGCAGUUGCAAGUGGCUCUGGUGGUGCUUGGUGGUACUGUGUCUUUUAUCUUAUAUCUGGUAGUCUUGUCUUGGCUCUUGCAGAGUCUCGAGAUGAGCUCGUAGCCUACUUAGAAGUGAAUACCUUGGAGUCGGCUUGGUCAAAGUGUGAUCAGGCUCUGUGUCGAAUGGCAAAACUAGUCGAUGGACCUGUGCAAGAUUAUGCCACUGCCUUGCGCGAGCUGAGGAGGCGUGCCACAGAGCGAGACAGACAACAGCCUGAGGCGAGUCAACGAGAGAAUGGGCAAAGUGUGCCAGAACAAGCUCCCACAAAUCAGUUUGAGUCUACUGGAAAGACUGCGCUACAAUACGAGACUCUUCACAGUCAGCUAAGAAGACAAAGUCAUACUUUUAUGGGGGAUCUGCUACAAGAGUACCUUGAUCCACCAGCAUUGCAGAAUUGGGAUGCGAUUCUAAAUGACGUUCGGCUCUCCUAUCUUGCCCCGGAGCGGGAAGACUGCCCUAUACCGCCGGGUUUGUAUUAG